Messenger RNA from Entamoeba histolytica HM-1:IMSS, 356 nucleotides. RefSeq lists its product as uncharacterized. The annotation marks the transcript as partial. The transcript has a single exon. The record is from RefSeq and is a predicted model, not a curated record. NCBI's taxonomy places the organism in Eukaryota, Evosea, Mastigamoebida, Endamoebidae.
UAGAAGAAUGGAAUAAAGAAGAAGAGAAAAUGAAAAUUCAAGUUACAUUAGUUGAAAAGAAAAAUGUUGGAAUGAUUAAAAUGUUUAAUCCAAGACUACAUGAAGUUGAUUUACAAAAAGAAGUUAGAGAAGUAAAGAAGAAGAUUAAAGAAGAAGCACGUAAAGCAUCUAAAAUUGAAGAAGGAAUUACACAAAAUAUUAGUGAUAUGAAACGAUAUGAAGAAGAAAUUGAAAGACAAAAACAAAAGAAAGCAUAUGGAAAGAUUCUUAAUGAAUUACAAGGACAACAAAGUGAAUGGAAAAAGUUUGAUAAAAAGAAAGGAAAACAAAAUUAUAAAAAGAAAGUACGAUAUUAA